Messenger RNA from Drosophila grimshawi, 6302 nucleotides. RefSeq lists its product as uncharacterized. The record is from RefSeq and is a predicted model, not a curated record. The transcript has 3 exons. Bases 332 to 6100 code for a protein of 1922 amino acids. Lineage: Eukaryota; Metazoa; Arthropoda; Insecta; Diptera; Drosophilidae.
ACAAAUUUCCUUUUAAUUGAAACAAUUGCUCUAAACUCGAAAGCAAAUAGACUGGCAGCAAAAGCAAUAUCAUAAAAAACACUAGCUGCAUUCCAAGUCGAGCAAAGCAAUAACUACAAGAAGAACCAGCAGAUACACAGAUAAAAGAUACUGAGAUAGUCGGAUACCUGCCUGCGUUGCAACCUAUUCCUAAGUGCAGUCGUAAAUGCAGUUUAAGGCACCGCUGCAUAAUAAUUAUAUACAUCUCUCUCCGUUUUUUGGUGCGUGUUUGUUUUGUUCUGUGUUUUUCUGUUUAAAUCGCUUGGAGGAACAAUAACACAACGGAAUUACAAUGUAUCUCAUACAGACUGUUCAAACAACUUGGCGUCCCCAGUUGCCGCUGCCCAAGGAGCUACACUUGACUGAUGAACGCAAUAGCGCCGACGACGACACGAAACCGAAAUCAGCAACAUCAGCGACAGCAGCAAAAACCAACGACAACCUCGACGAGCUGGAAAUGGAUCGUUUGCGCAGCCAUCAACAGCACAGCAGCUUGAGUGGAGGAGGUGGCGUUGGAUCUGGUCAGCAGUUGUCCAAUAAGCAGAAAUGGUCAUUUGGCCGAAUCUUUCGCAACAAGAAGAAGGAAGCGGAGAACAAUAGCGCCAGUUCCAGCGAAGAAGAUCGCAAGGCGGGCUUUGUGCCCAAGUCCAAAGCGAAGAAAUCAAUUCGGAACAGCAGCAGUCACAAAACACUUGGCUUUGAUCACAUUGUGUUGCCAGCAGCAGCAGCAACACCUCCGCAAAAUCACCAGCUGCACGACGAGUUCUUUCUGCCCGUUGAGAUGGUGCCCCCAGAGCCCUACUAUCAGAAUCAACCUGGUUACAAUAGUCGCUCCAGUAACUCCCUCGAUCGCCGGCUCUAUCUAUCCCAGCAGCAACAGCAGCAACAGUUGCUUCCUUCACAGAAAUCGCGUUCCACGCAACGUGUCAGUCGCAAGCCUGGUCACUCUAGCGAGGAAGAGCUAAUUUCGUUGAAUUCCUCUACUUUCUCCAAGUAUCGCAGCGAUGAGAGCAUUCAUAGUGGUGGUCAAGCACUGUCCGGUGGUCCGUCUAGUCGACGCAGUCGCGCCGCUCGCAAUGAGCGAUAUUACAAGCGUUUGUCUCGGGAUGGGGAGAUCAGUCAUGGCGGUGUACCGCACCAGCAACAGCAGCGCUACAAGACGCAACCACUGCCACUCUCCAUCUACCAGGCAACCAACUCCUCUGCCUCCCCAGCCUACGUUCAAUGGCGUCCGUUGCAGAACAGUAUGCAGAAUGAUGCAAAGCGUAGCAUUAGCUACGACAGCCAAAUCCAUUUGCAGAAUGCCAGCGGUGGACGGAGGAUGUCGAGUAAACCAGUGUUGCCGCCACCACCACCGCCGAGGGAUCCACUGCGUCGUGUUCACAUCGGUUGCAGUUCGGGUGAUUUGCGGCCAGUCUCUUAUGCCUUUGAUCAAUGUGGUCGCUGUGUCUCGGACGAUCGCAUGUGGCAGCCACCGCAUUAUCAAUCGGUUCACUCGCUCAACUCACAGCCAGGCAGUACCAACUCGGAGCAGGCCAGCCAAUCUCAGCCUCAUCAUCGACGUUUUAUUACGCGCUCGGAGCGCAAUGCGUUGCCUGGCAAGAAAUCGCUGCCCAAUGGCAUCGUUGAUUUUCAUUAUAUGGCAGAUGCAACGCCGCGCUCCAGGAAGCCCAUACACAUGCUGGACACGAGUGGGGCUGCAGCUGCUGAUGGAUCACAGUCGGGUCUUCCCGCUUACAGUGGUGUCUUGCGCACUUCCAAGAGUGGUUUGCCCACCUCCAACGAGACAUGGAAGCAGCCCCUAGCCAAACCACGCUCCAUUUCCAGCUCGAGGAUUAGUGAGCUGCGCAGCUAUCCCAUGCCCAUGUACUCAGAGGUGCAAAAGCCCAAGAGAUCAGCUCCUGCUCCAGCUCCAGCUCCUGAGCCAGACAACGUCAUCUGUGGCAGUUUGCGUAUAAAGCCCGGCGAGCAUGGCAGUCAGAAUUAUGUGGAAAUACGGCACCGGGAUGUGCACAAGACCAACUCGAUGCCGCAUCACUAUCAGCAGCGUCGCUCUGGCGAGGAUCUGCCCAACAAGUACGAAGAGUAUGUGGCCGAGAAGCGGGAACAGCAUCAACAGGCGCCACCAGCCAUUUUCAGCGAACGUAAAAAUAGUUUACCAGCGCCUCCAAUUUAUUUACCACGCAAGAAGCCCGCUAAUCUGGAGGAGGCCAUCAACGAGCUGGAGGCCAUCUACAAGUCGUUGGGACUCACAGAACCCGCGGAGACAGUGGAGUCUAAGGCGGAGCUGAAGAAGGAGCCCAAGCCACGCAUGCCGACACCGAGCGAUUUCGAGAAGUUCGCCUUGGCGCAUGCCGACGACUAUGAGGAUGAGGAUUCGCCUGGCGGUGAACCGGAUCCGGUGCGCGAUGAUGUCGCCUAUCGCAAUCUGCAGUUAUCCAAUUUGCAGCAUCGCCACGCGGACAGACAGCCUCCAUUUGGCAUACCCGUUGGUCCAAUUGUGCCCGCUCCACAGAGCGAUUAUCUCCAUGUGGAACCGGUGCAGCAGCCGAAGAAGAAGACCGGGUCCCCGGACAUCGUCAAGGAUGAUUUGGCAGUGCGUGCACUGCGCAAAGAUCCACCCGGACCCAAAUCCACCUACGUCUAUCCCGUGCAGAGCAAGAAACAGCGCGCUACACGCACCCAAUCUGCCAACAUCUACAGCCUCAUCCAACGGGCGGCGGCCAAGCCGUCAGGCGGUGAUCUUGGUAGCUACAUGGAGCUAACGCGCAGCAUCGAACGUGCCGGUUCCAUGUCAAAUCUUUGCGGCAGUGAGGAGGAGGAAAAGAAGAAUGACAUACCCUGCACCCUGGACCUGUUGCGGAAGCUGAAGGCACAGGACGAGGAGUUGGCCAAGAAACCGCACAUACCCUUCAGACAUCCCAGUCUAGGUGGCGCCAUUGCCCAGCUGCCGGAGCGACUGGGUCAAGAGGAGACUGCGACGCCCAAGUUGGCACCUGUGCCAGCGCCCCGGAAGAGUCUAACGCCCGAACCGCUGCUGGAGGAUGCGUUGAAUAAGAUUGCGCAGGAUGCGCAGGCGAGCAGUAUCAAGUUGACGCAGGAGCUGGAUGAGUUGCGCAAGGAGGCGCUCAUCACGGCCGCCAGGCCCAAGCUCAAUGCUGAGCAGCAGAAACUGGAGCAGGAGCUGCAACAGAUCGAGGCAGUCUCCGUGGCGGCCAAGCGUUGUGGCCAACUGCUGCUAGAAACCCUGCCUGACCAAGAUCGGACGGACAGCCAGCAGCAAGCUGGAGGCAACCAGCAACGACCUAAUCCCCGCAAGCUGCACAAGGAGGGUAAACUGAUUCGGGCCAUCGAUGAGGUAUCCGAGGCGGCGAAUGCCGUUUGCGAGAAGAUACUCAAGGAUAUUGUGACAACAGAGCCACCAGUGGUGGUGCACGAGGCGCGACAGGUGAAACAGCAGCCAGCAGCUCACCAGCAACAGUUGGUGAUGCCACAUCUGAUCAAGAAACUGGAUCCCAUACAAUCGGAGAAAAUCGAGGCGAUUGCUAAGCGUUGCAUGCGACAACUGAGCGAAUUGGCCGAGGCGCAACCACCGCCGGACUACGACAAUCUGGCCAACUGUAAUACACUGAGCACAGCUGGAGCAGCUGUUGUAGCUGGUUGCGAACAACAACAACAAGUCCACGCUGAUGCCACUCUCAUUUGUCCCAUUGCAGAGGCGAGGGCAGCAACAGCAAUAGCAGCAGCAACUACAACAACAGCUCCCAACGAGGACAUAGAUCGCAUUAUGCUGGAAUGCGAGCGACAAGCUCGACAAACUGCAACCAACAACAACAGCAGCAGCAGCAUGACAACAGUAACCACCACAUCUGGCACUGGCACCGAUGAUCAGCGCACCACGGCGCCCAGCAUGAGCAGUGGUGGUGGUGGUGCCACUGUCAGCACCACUGCCUCCUCCUUCAGUUCGAGCAGUGAUUGUCUGGCCAAGUCGACGAGUCCCUCAAAUGUGGGUCGGGCUCUCUCCUCGAGCAUUACCUCAUUCAAUCCGUAUUCGUCGAGUGAUUACAUCAAGUCGCAGAGCAGUGAUUAUCAUGCACCCAGCACUGAUCCUAUCAAGACCUUCAGCACCACAUCCUAUGAUGUGCAAUCGACCAGAUCGAACAGCACCAACAACAACAACAAUAGCACGCUGAGCACCAACAGCAACAACAACAGCACCUUGAGCACCAACAACAACAACAGCAACACGAGUGAAAAUCAAACCGCCAGCGUUGCCUCCCCGUCGCCAUCACCAUCACCUCCGUUGCAGUUGACGCCGGUGGGUGAGCGGAGAGCACGCUCCUCCUCGCCAUCUCAGUACAAUUCCAGCGAGGAGCUGGCAGCCAUUUUUGGCAUUGAGGAGAAACCGAAGCAGAAGCAGAAGCAAAAGCAACGCAAGCCAGCAACAGGUAAAGGCCUUGUCCCCGCCCAGCAACUUGGCCAGGUCCAAUCUGAAUGCCAGGAGUUGAGCUCCUCAGAUGCCGCUACUAAUCCCCGCAGUGCUCUCGUUCAAGCUACCACUACUAAUCCAGUUUUAAAUGUUGACCCUCAAAUCGAUGUUAUUACCACCACUACUACUACUAGCACUACCAGCAGCAGCAGCUACUCACCAGACAAUACCCAAUCCACAUCCACUAAUGCUAGUAAUUGCAGUAGUCAUAGUUGUAAGUUAGCCACCAUACCAGAGCUAGAGCUCGAACUGGAGCAGGACACGGAGCGGGAACAGGAAAAGCAGGCGGAGCUGAAGAAGGAGACGGAGCCGGAGACGAAGACGAAUUUAAAACUUUCGCCCAAUUUUAAUCGCAUUUAUGCCAGCAACAUCAGCAUUGUUAUGGAUAGACCACAGUUGCAGCAAGUUGCAACUGCACCGGCCACUAACGUGACCCAGUUCGAUUCAUUGAGCUCGCUUGGGGAGGAGGAGGAGAUAUCCUCCAAUCCGGAUUCGGGUAAUGCCAGCUUGGCUGAUUUUCCGCUUUCCACAGCCCAGACCAAUAAUUCCAUUGAGCUGCAAACGACUUAUAAUAGCCGCUUUGAGGUUAAGGAGCACUACGUCACACAGGUAUCGAUAAAUGCCAUUGUUAUCGAUAACGAUAUCGAGAGGAAGAAGAAGCCAUUAGUCUCAGAUGGGGAAGAGGAAUUUCCACGUUUGCCUACAGAGGAAGAAUUGCUCGAAGGUUUGCGUGAGCAGGCCAAACUUGGCCAAGAUCAGCACAGAACUGGCAAACCUGACGACAAUUUGAAACUUGACGAAGCUGUCUAUGAUCUGGCGCGUGGAGCUCUACUAAAAGAAGACCAGCAGCAACUUGAGGAAAAUGAGCACAAAAUUGGCGAAGACAAACUUGACGACAUUUCAAAAUUUGACGAAACACUCGCACUUAGUGUGGCUGUCUAUGAUUUGGCGAGUGAAGCUCUAAUAAAAGAGCAACCAGCACUUGACGACGCUGAGCUGGUUGCGAGUGCACUUGACGAAGCGCUGCUUAUCGAACUUGACGAAUGUGAUCCCGUUGAGCUAACUGAGAGCAUCGUUUACGAGACACCGCAAAUCAAGCUGAGCAUAUCCGAAUUGAAACUCAAUUACGAAACUGAAACCCGAGCAGCGACGCUGCCGGAUGCCAUCAAAGAAGAAAUUAACAACGAAGCCGGCAAAAAUGAUGUGCCAAUUAAGGAUACUUUAGCACGUAAUGAGCAGCAGCGCAGUCGUAACGAAAAUGAGACGACCCAGCGACGCCAAGGACUUCCGGCGUUGGCAAACAGUGUCGCUGGCGUUGACGUCGUCGACGACGCUGACGCUGAUGACGAACUGCCGACGACAAGUUCGAAAGCGCUCUCCGUCUUCGGCGAGUUGCGCACAUUGCAUGCACCAGCAGAGAUGGCGGGGGCGCGGUUGACACGCGGCGGUUUGACAACACUGGAGCACAUAGUUUUCGCCUGCACCGUGGGUCUGAUUACGCCCAAUGAUUUGCUCACGUUGUGUCUGAUUGUAAUUGGUGUGAUUAUCAUUGUUGCAAUUGCGCUCAGCUGAACGAACUUGUUGCAGUUGCACUUCAUUGUUGUUGUCCUUCUCGUUAACGUUGUAAUUAAUGCGCAACAUUAUAAAAUGUCAUUUUUUAUUGCAUAUGUAAAAUGUGCAUUUAGCUAUUAUUAUUUCUACAUAGACCAAAAGUAUUCUCAUUUCCAAGCAAUUGUUUACAUAGAGUUAUGUAUUUCAUUCACACAUUUCAAAA